AUCCAAAGGCGUGGCAGAGCAUGGAUGCCUGUCGUCACCCCCUAGCGGGCUGUGUUUUUGGAGGAUCAGAGAUCUGCCAGGGAGGUUGGAUAGAAGUUAACUCGCGGUCUUCUCUAUGGACUUGUUAGCACGAGGGAGACGAUUAGUGACAGCGACGCUUUCAACUCCAUCGCGAGAUAAUACCUAGGUGCCAAUAUAUGUCGAUCCCCAGCAUCAUACAUGCUCGAACUGCAUCCCUCUCAUCAGCUUAGUAUCUGAAUGUCUCGCAGUGCCUGUCCAGCGUAGAACUGCGGUCCUGAACUGGCCGCUGUUUUUCUUUUCUUGUGCGAGUUUCUAACAUUUACAGCCCCUCGUCGAGUUGGUCGUGGCAAUUACCGGAAAGGGAACGCCGCCUUUGCUUUUCUGCCGGCGCAUCGCAACCUCCGUUGCUUCUUCUGCGUCUUCUGCGUCUUCUGCUUUCUAUACAUCUUUUGCUUCUUUCUCGGUGCAUUUGCUGCUUUCACGGACGUCGAGGGAGACACGGACGCAUCGAAGAUGGACAUCUCUCCGGUGACGGGCUCAGGAUGGUGUCUCCGCCGGGCGAAGUUGGCUGUUCAUUGGGCUGUGCUGGUGAUUUGUGGAAAUGAGGCCUGACAGUUCAUCCCUCUGACCUCUGCACACCAGAAACCUUCGAUAUGUGCCGCUCUUUGCUGGAGGAGGCAGGGUUCGCAAGGAUUGUUGAUGGUGAGCUUGUCAAAUCACGGACGAGAUACCCCGGAUGCCGCGUUUUUUUGCUGUGCACAUCAAUCAGGCUAACCAUACACCUAGUUAUAGGGUUUGGCUCUUAAGGCAGAUAGUUCCCAUGCAGUGAGAAUCUGCUGCCUUACAUGCUAUAGAACACAAGAUCAGGGCCAGUGGCAUCUCUUCCUGUGCCACACUCAAAAGUCCUGAUCGACAGUUUACCGGAGGAGACGAGACACAGAGUCUGUUCCAAGAAGAUCGGGCGGUGCUCUAAACGUGGGACGGACUGACUUUCUAGCCUGAACCGGGCGCUGGUCAACUUCGAAAGUUAAUAAGACUCUUACUCUCAGGUACGCUGUGAUCUUUGUGUCGCAAGCCGAUCCUUCUCUCCAUGCAUAAUCGGUGCAACGGACUCGUGGUUCAGGUGGAUAACUAUGUGAGAGAGCAGUUCGAGGUGGUGGUGAACCCUUCCCUUGCAUCCAGAGUUGAGAGAAGAUUGCGAAAGGCUGACUGACUGCCUCUGGGGUUAAACGGACAAAUUGACUGAUUUCGACCGAAGGGCCGCGUUCGAGCUUAUUCGAAAAGGUUCCUGGCCCCCACGGGGAUCUCUCUCCCAUAGUUUACUCUCAGUUACUCAGAGUUCUCUGUCAUCUGGCACGCUCAGCUGCCCUACACACCACCACCAAACAAUGUAUUGAAACUCGAUAAAUCAGUACUGGUUAGCCAUGCAGUCCAUACGCACGAGGGUAUGGCAGACUGGCAAAUACGGUAAUUGCUCAUAUCUCAUCGGCUGGACUGGCAGGAAAGUUAUGAAACAGUCCUGCAUGGGAAUCUGGCCCCCCUUUCUAGAAGGAUGAGGAAUGAAGCAAAAUAACCUGAAUUUCUUACUCUGUCAAAUCAGUUAGUUACACUGUGCGAAAGAAGCAAAGAAACAGCAAUGUUUCCCCUCUCUACCAUUUUGGUUGGCUCUCCCACGAGUGCUGUUAGUCCGCGUGGAUGAGUUCCUCCGCCCAUUCCGAUUAUCCCAAAACUCGAGACUCAACUCUCACCCAAGAAAGAAGAAAUGAUUCAAAUAUAUUUCUUUUCUCGGCCUUUCGCUUCCCCUUCCCCCUUUUACUUCGGUCUUAUCGCCCAGAUCAUAACGCCGAGAACCUCCCAUCGCUUUGUCACAGAGUACUCCGUAUGAGCCAGUGCCCUAGUGUAUUGCGGAACACAGAGCACACUCUCAAGUAUUCUCCGUACGCACUGCCGCACUCUGGCUUGACGGGCAGACUCCGUUGCUUGGACGUACCGCAGAUCACUCGUUCAGCUUCUUUUCCUUUUAAGCGCCGUGGAUGCCUCGGAUGUCAGCUGAACAGGGGUCUGCAUGCAGCAGACGAAUAGUACGCUGGCUUGGGCGAAAGCUGAAUGAGAAAAGAGAAAAUCCCGCUACUGACAUGAUUUGCCUACCCGAGCUGAGGAAAAGGAGGGUUUGGCCUCAUUCUGUACUGAGUACUUUCUCACUACUUUCG
Trichophyton rubrum CBS 118892 is the source of this 2231-nucleotide messenger RNA. RefSeq lists its product as uncharacterized. NCBI's taxonomy places the organism in Eukaryota, Fungi, Ascomycota, Eurotiomycetes, Onygenales, Arthrodermataceae. The record is from RefSeq and is a predicted model, not a curated record. Bases 1717 to 2103 code for a protein of 128 amino acids. The transcript has a single exon.